AUGAACAAUGUCAAGUUUCAGAUCGUACCAACGGAGAAAACGCUAGAGGUGGUUCCUGAAGAUCAGCAGGACACAGAAGGGAGGAAGAUUGAAGGUAAAGGAGUGCGCUUCAGUGACGACAAUUCCACACAAGAGAUCGUACCAACGGAGAAAACGUUAGAGGUGGUUCCUGAAGAUCAGCAGGACACAGAAGGGAGGAAGAUUGAAGGUAAAGGAGUGCGCUUCAGUGACGACAAUUCCACACAAGAGAAUCACAGACCUGGUAACGGUACGUUGGAGCGCGAUAACGAGGAACGGACGACGAAGGAGGCGCUACAACGUGCACAAGAUGCACACUGCGGUGAAGUUGAACGAGCUGAUGCGGGAGAAGUCAGCCGAUUGCCAACUGCUCAUCGUCAAUCUGCCUGGACCACCCGACCAGGAUUCGGACAUAUACUAUAUGGAAUUCAUCGAAGCGUUGACAGAAGGCUUGAAUCGGGUAUUGCUUGUGCGUGGCACAGGAGCCGAAGUAGUCACCAUCUACUCCUAGUCUAUCAUAGGUGGCCAUAUUCUCUACUCUCUCGAUCAUCUCCGUUGUCCUUUUCUUUUCUUCGUCUUUUUCCCAUCUCUUCAUCUUUCUUGUCGCCCAUAUGCACUGCGGGUACUUACGUCGUCUAA
This is a messenger RNA of Ostertagia ostertagi, 657 nucleotides long. Lineage: Eukaryota; Metazoa; Nematoda; Chromadorea; Rhabditida; Trichostrongylidae. The record is from the annotation of a GenBank genome assembly.